AUGUUAGAAGAAAAUGACUAUGAUGAGAUUGUUCAUGAUCCAAUUGUAACUCUCAGGCAUCAAAAAUACAAAACUUGGUUAUAUAUCGUUCUGCUUGCAGUGUGUCUCUACAUCUUGUUUUAUAUAAAUUUGGUGAAAAUUCAAUCGACAACAGUCAGUGUGUCGAACAUAACGCUUCAAUAUUUCGAACAACUUUAUGUUGAACAUCAUGAAACUCUGUCAUGUCCAUGUUCAACAAUAAGAAUACCGUAUCGAAACAUUACUUCGAACAAUGUGACGAUGCAUUCGAUAUGUUCGAGUAUAUUCAUUGAUCCAAAGUGGACGGAAGCAUUGUAUUUUGCGAAUGCAAGUCAAUUUGGUGUUUGGGAUUUUCGAACAACAGCAUAUUCUCAAUUUGAAUUAUUAUCGAGUUUUUGUUCGCUUUCAAAUGAAAUUAUUUCUCAAACUCUCAGUGACAUUGGCAACAAUGAAGUUGUAACUCUUUAUCUUUCUACUCAAACGCAAAUCCGAGUUGAUAUUAAUAAAAGAAUUGAAAAUCUAAAGAAUAGUGCAACGUCUCGCAUGAUGACAUUUCUCAAUUAUUUACAAAAUACGAAUAACAAACACUUUUUUGUUUCGGCUCUCAAUACAAACUUCAUAAUUUUAACAUUCGGCGAUCUUAAUCAUACUUCUCUUUUUGGAUUAGAAGUAUCUUAUUUGAUUAACUACACACCGGGUGAGAAAUGCAGCGAAACUGUAGUAAUAAUGAACGCCACUCUCAAUCGACUGCUUCCUGAAUUAAUGGACGAAGGAAUUCGAUCAAAAAUGGUGCUUUUACCUAAUUCGACCAUUGUCAAUGGUUUUUUCACAGCAUGUACUCCUGUUGAAGCACUUCUUCAAAGCACAUUAGAUUGUCUAUACGAAAUACAUUGCCUUCAAUUAUUGUUCAGCUAUUUUCCAAAGCUAACACAGAUUAAUUUCAAUCCAUAUAAUUCAUCUUUAUCUUCAGAAGAUCGAACUAGUAGAUCUGUUUAUGAAUAUUUGAAUGAUCUUUUCGUUCGAAAUUGGUCAACAGAAAUCGAUUAUGAAAAAUAUUAUCUCGAAUGUUCUCCAUCAAUGUGUAUAUAUUCGACAAUCGAAAGAACAGAAACCAUUCAUGCAUUGACAAUUUUCAUUAGUCUUUAUGGUGGAUUAGUCAUUAUCUUUCGUAUUGUCUCUUCUUUAUCUAUUGAUAUCCUCGUGAAAUGGAAAUGUUGCUCGAAAAGCACACACCGUAAUUCAACAGUCGAACAAAAAAAUAGUGUCUCGAGACUUGUCCAAGCAAUAAAAAUAUUCAAUUUAUUCAAGCAGAUCAAUGACCGAACGGAAGAGAGUAUCAAAUUGCAGAGAAUCAUCACACGUGUUUAUGUGAUUUUACUUAUCGUUUCCAUCUGUAUACUCUGUCUAUUGACAUCAUUGCACAGUGAAACACGAACAGUAGCCAUUACGAAUUCGUCAAUGGCAGUCUAUCAAUCACUGGAAGAUUUAUAUGCGAGUACGCUUCGCUGUCCAUGUGUAAAACAAUCAAUUCCUUAUGGACAAUUUCUCUCGUUAUCUCCUCGUUUUCAUCAAAUAUGUUCGAGUGGCUUCGUUCAUCCGAAUUGGAUUAGGGUGUUGGCGGAUGAUUCGAAUGCACUCCAUGGUAGUGCGCGGAGUCAUCGCGUAUAUUUGCAAUUCCAGUUCCUGUCCGAUUUGUGUCACUUGGCACGUACGACGAUUGCUGAUGCGAUUAUUCGUUAUCUUUCUCAAAUGUUUGUGGUUUCUUCUGUAAUGAACGAAACCGAAUUUUACAAACAAGUUAAUGCAAGUUUCAAUCAAUUUCGUCAAUCAACAGUUUAUAAUUUUGGCUUAAUGUCGGAUGUUUUACAACUAUUAAUGCAAAUUGAUCAGUUGUAUCUGAAAUCAAUUGAAAUACUCGAUGACUUUUCUCAUAAUGUCAAUCUAAUCAACAGUGUAAUAACUAAUGAUUCGAAUUUCAUUCAACUGAGAAAUUUUCAAUAUCAAUUAAAUGGAAUUCGAAAUAUCAGAUCAAAGCAGAUGACAUGUGUUUGUGCUACAACUGCGCAUUGUGAAACACCUAUCGGCGUAUAUGAAGAUGUUUUCAACAGUACGACUAACUCAAAUACGGUUCUGUUUCAUUCAAUACCGGGUUGGGUUCAACGAUGUUUAGCUAUUGAUUCUCUUCGUUUUUCGUCACUGGAAUGCUUGUAUGAAGACUCCGAUUGUUUCUUUUUCUUUUUGGAUACUCUACAGAUUACCACUGUACACGAACCAUUGUUGUUCGAUUUCAAACCGUUGAUUUAUGAACCGUCAAUGACUCGAUAUUCUCGAAAUGCCACUGUUUCCGAUCUAUUCAAGCAAAUAAUGAUCGAACAAUGGAGUUCAUCGACAAUAUAUGAAGCAUUUUUUGAAUUCUGCGCACCGACGCAUUGUACAUAUUCUCAAAAGAUACGAACGCAGAAUUUUCUCGGAGUGAUGGUUAAGUUAAUAUCAAUGAUUGGUAGUAUUAUGUUUUCUUUGCGAAUUAUUACUCCUCAACUUGUUAAACUCAUUCUUCGAUUGAUUGUAAGGUGUAAAAACAACAAAAAACAACAAAGAUCACAAAGUCUUGGGACUUUUGUUAAUCGAUUAAAAAUGACAAUAAGAAAAUUAUUAAAGUUCUUAGCAAUGAAAUUACUUCAGCUCAAUAUGUAUUCAUCGCGUGAUUUCGGAAGUGAUAUUGAUCGAGAAACAGUCAGAUGCUAUAGUCGAUGGGCAACGCGUCUUCAUUUUUUCUUGUAUCUCGCCAGUUGUGCAAUUCUAAUCUUCUAUAUGAUUAUUCGAACGCAUAACCUAACCAAAACACUUGAUCAACCAACGUUUGCUUCUUAUGAACGUUUACAACAACUGUAUGGUAAUAAAUUAAAGUGUUCAUGUUCUCAAAUAGCAUCACCGUAUAGUGCAUACGUUGAAAUUCAACCAGUCUUUCACCCGAUCUGUUCAAGUACAUUUGUAUCGAAUGAAUGGCGAGAUAAUCUCACAAAUGACUUUGCCGCUAAUUUGUCUAUCUAUGCACAAAAUGAUUAUCGUCGAUUUCUUUCUGCUCACAUUCAAUAUCUUCAAGGUUUAUGUCAUUUGUCUCAACAAACUGUUCACAAUGCUAUUAAUGAGUUACUCAUAUCAUUAUUAGUCACGGUUGAACUUCUCUCUAACGAAGAAUUUCACCAUCGUGUUGACACGUUAAUUAAACAAAGUGAAACCAAUGCACCAAUUCUAUUUUCUCGUUUUCUUUUCAUGAUUCGAACAGUGAAUCAUGGAAAUGCUUUUAUGACAACAUAUGGAACAAAUUUCCGAUAUCUCGCUUUGUUAAACUCUCCUAGUUGGAGUUAUGCGUACACUGAAGCAAUGAUUUAUGAUGAUAAUUGCUCGUGUGGAUUGUUCUCAAAUUGCACAACUCAAGCAACUUUCAUAGAGUCGUCGAAGGUAAUUCCAGUUCAAGGAUUGAAAAUAGGAUGUUUACCAAGCGAAUCGUUUCGUUUAUCAACUCUCGAAUGUUUUUAUAAUCAAUCAUGCCUCGACCUGCUUCAUCAAUUUACAAAUUCUCAAAAUUUGUCGAUUCCUCUUUCGACAGCAUCCAGUCGUUUCUCACUCAAUACGACAAUCAAUCAAUUGAUGAGCUGCUCUUUCACUGAACAAUGGUCAACAAACAAAACUUAUUCAUCCUAUUAUCAUCAAUGUUCACCUUCAUCAUGCUCUGUCACUUAG
Molecule: messenger RNA, 3762 nt
Organism: Adineta ricciae
Lineage: Eukaryota; Metazoa; Rotifera; Eurotatoria; Adinetida; Adinetidae
Source: the annotation of a GenBank genome assembly